AUGCGACGCUACGUCAAAGCAGUUCUACGCCAAUGCGUCAUUUGCAAGAAAGUAGACGGUACGCCAUACUCCAAGCCAAUUCCAGCGCCACUUCCUACCUUCAGAGUACAACGAUCUGAACCCUUUUCUUCUAUUGGAAUAGACUACACCGGACACUUAUUCGUCAAAGACCCAAUCAAUCAAGCUAUUGUUAAGGUCUACAUCUGUCUAUUCACAUGUACUAUCACGCGCGCCAUACACUUAGAACUCGUCAGAGAUCUUACGACUGAAUCGUUUCUAUUAGCCCUCCGACGUUUCACAUCACGUCGCUCGACACCUAAUCUCAUCAUAUCGGACAAUGCGUCAACGUUUGUAUCAGCGUCACACCAGCUCAAAGAAAUCAUUCAAAAUUCUACAGUACAACGCUAUUUAUCAGAUCAACGCAUAGCAUGGAAAUUUACUCCAAAGCGCAGUCCAUGGUGCGGAGGUUUCUUCGAACGAAUGAUUUCUAUUACCAAGACAAGCCUUAAGAAAGUUCUUGGGCGAUCCUGUGUGACCUAUGUCGAAUUGGAGACUAUUCUGACCGAAAUUGAAUCUUCAAUAAAUGAACGACCGCUGACAUUUGUUUCUUCAGAUAUCGCCGAUCUGAAUCCGCUCACACCUUCACAUUUGAUCAACGGGCGUAGUAUACACAGUUUACCACAAGCUACUGAAACGGUCACAAACCCCAAUAUCUUGAUGAAUCAUCACAUUGCAAAUCACCGAUAUCGUUACCUCACUAUGCUUCAAGAUGCCUUCUGGAGGCGUUGGUCGCAUGAAUAUAUCACCGCUCUUCGCGAACGGCACAUCAACCAACACAAGGGUGUCAAAACCAAUAGAAUCAAAGUUGGUGAUAUAGUUUUAGUACAUGAUGACAUCAAGAAGCGCCUUCACUGGAACCUAGCCUGUGUUACCAAGUUAUUACCAGGUUCGGACGGUAUUGUUCGCGCAGCAGAAAUCAAGACGAAAAGUGGAAUGACCAACCGAGACAUUUCACGUUUAUAUCCAUUAGAGAUAUCAACCGACAACACGCAAUCUGAUCAAGAAAUAUCAACGGACAUAUCUGCGACGUCAUUGAUCGAUUCACAACCAAUCAAUGAUGAAGUAGACAAUUCUAACACAACGCAAAUUCACAGACAAUCACGAAGAAAGGCAGCUCAACUAGCCAAACAAAGAAUCACCAUGCAGUACAAUGAUAAUUCUGUGUGA
This is a messenger RNA of Saccoglossus kowalevskii, 1227 nucleotides long. RefSeq lists its product as uncharacterized. Gene Ontology annotation, molecular function: nucleic acid binding. Lineage: Eukaryota; Metazoa; Hemichordata; Enteropneusta; Harrimaniidae. Gene Ontology annotation, biological process: DNA integration. The record is from RefSeq and is a predicted model, not a curated record.